Messenger RNA from Gigantopelta aegis, 1491 nucleotides. RefSeq lists its product as uncharacterized. Lineage: Eukaryota; Metazoa; Mollusca; Gastropoda; Neomphalida; Peltospiridae. The record is from RefSeq and is a predicted model, not a curated record. The transcript is spliced from 5 exons. Gene Ontology annotation, molecular function: phosphoprotein phosphatase activity. Bases 1 to 1167 code for a protein of 388 amino acids.
AUGGCAGCUCCUGUAGAAGUUUUUGUGCCCACUUUAAAAUCAUUGCCGAAUUUUCGCAUUUUGUCUGCAAAAUAUCAAACCUGUUGCAAUUCUUACAAAGGAAUAAUAUAUCGAUCAUCAAGACCUGACUUUAUUGAUGAAAAUGAUGUUAUGUCAUUAAAAAAACUUGGCAUAAAUAGCAUAAUUGAUUUGAGAUCGAGAACAGAGUACACGUCAGCUGAUGGAGACAAACUCCUUGACCUCAGUUUUCAGUUAUACAAAGUUAAAAUUAUUCAUGGGCGAAAUUAUAGACCACUGGAGGGUGUUAAAACCGAGAAACUGGACUCGAUAACCACUAGUAAUUACUGUCAAAACAAAAAUGCUCUGUGUAAUUGCAAAUGUGAUUCAACUGAUUGCAAAGAAGACAUGGGGUGCAAUAUCAAUGGCCAACCACAGAUGUCACCAGAUAUAAAAAAACCAGAACUAUGUAGCAUGGGAUCUGAUGUUGACAAUGUCACAGCUCAACACAGUCAACAUUCCAUUGCAUCCUCAGUAUUUAAAGAACAUUAUCUUAUAAACAUGUUUCCAUGGGCGUAUUUGUGGACACUUCUUGCACGAGUGCCGUGGUAUAUACAGCUCAUGUCACUGAUGUAUCUUCUUGUGGAUGUGAUCUUCAAUACUGGUUACAUGUAUAUUUUAAGGUUUUGUGCUCAUUACUUCCUGAAUGAUAAUGGGUUAAUUGGACAGUACCGAGAUACGAUUGAUAUUUGUCAGAAAGGUGUAUGUGCAGCCUUGAAGUUGAUGACAAAUCCUGAUAACUUGCCUGCUCUGUUAAACUGUGCAAUUGGCAAAGAUCGCACUGGGAUCGUAUCAGCACUUGUUUUACACUGCCUGGGACAGUCUAAAGAAUUCAUUGCUAAAGAUUAUGCUAAAUCUGCUGCCGGUCUGGAACCUGUCAAGGAUAGAAUAAGGAAUGAAGUGGUUGUCCGCCUGAGUCUGAGUGACGAUUUCAUAUCUGCUAAAGAGGAGACCAUGCUGCAGUUGCUUCAGUACAUCGAGGACAAGUACGGGUCCAUUACAAACUACUUGGAGUUCAUUGGGUUUGGAUCGACUGAACAAGAAAAACUCCGUCAACUUGCUGGCAUUGCUGUGUUAAAAGAAACAGAAUCGUAUGUAGGCAGUAUUUGAUACAUGGCCAUGACGAACAAGAAGUUUCCAUCUGUUGUGGAAGAUCUUUCAGGAAAGAUAAGAAAAGCAUGAUUAACGUUUGCUGUAUGGUCUUCUACAGGUAUCCAUUUAUUUAUGGGUAAUUUGAUAUACAUUUUUUGGUUCAAUUGGUGGGGUAGGGCAAUUGACCACCCUUUCCUCUUCAGACGUCUCUGCACUUGUGUGAAUGUAUUUGUUAUUAAUUUAUAUAUAAUUGUUAUUUUUCAAUUUGUUAAUUUGUUUUUGUUAAUUUGUUUUGUUGGUAUUCUUUGACAAAUUUGUUUUGUUAUUGUUUUCUUUGACAUA